CACCACUGAGGUCGUGUUCAAACAUUGCCACUGGGAGUAGUCAAAAACAUCAGGUCAGUAUCAUAAGAGCUGAGGAAAAAUUCAAUUUGGAAAUAAUAAUUGGGACGUCUGUGGACGCUUCUGGGCACAGAAGAGGAAUGGCUGCAGAUGUCCAGAUGGCUACGCUGGAGAACGAGGCGACGGGGGACAGUGACCUGCCACUGAGUGACGAAGUAGAGGAACUGAGCAAAAGUUUAAGGGAAGCGGUCCAGGACGAGAACGUUCAGCCCAAACUCCAGUGCCUGAUGAUGGACCCCGCCUUCUCCAUGGUAACGGUCCAGAGUGAGGACAGCAACAUCAGCUGGGAGACCUCGUUUAAUCCCGCAGCCUCCUCUGCUGCUUGGAUGCAGCCGGCGGACAGAUACGGUAGCGCCAGACACGCCGGCAACAUCAUCUUCAUCAUGGACGAUGUUCACACCGUUAGGAAGAAGAGGACGAAGCGAAAGGCGAAAGAAAAAGCAGCACAGCCUCCUCCACCACCAGAGUUGUCUCCAGAGGAGAUGGAUGAGAGCGUCAACAGGCCCGCCAUGGUGGAGGUGGCCACUCCUAACGUCAAAGAUGAACAGCACACACAACAGGGAGUAGCAAAUGAAACAGAUUCAUCAGAACAGAAAGAGCGGCGCUUGUUUCGUCUUAUUUCUGAAAGUACAGAAAUACUGAACAUUGUGGUGCCACCCAAAGUUGUCACUGUGGAUGAGGAGGAGAGCAAAACACUGGAAGACCAUCUUGCCUACAUGGAAGAUACACCAAUUCUUCAUCCGUCAGACGUUGAACAAUGUCCUGAUGAUCUGUACACUUCCGAGCCAGCAACAGAACCAGGUGCUGCCACACAUAAGAGCCAAAAAGGGGAACCGCAAGAAGACGUCCCACCUGUGUCACCUUUCCAGCCACCUCCUACCAACGGCCCAACUCAGGACUACUGCAAUGUAUUCACGUAUGACAGACAGUCUACCGAGGCUGCUGAUAAGAAAGAGGAAGAGGAAGAUGAAGGGGCUAAACCAGAUGAGGAGGUCUCUCAGGAUGCUGCUGAACAAGCGGCUCCUGAGCAGAGCGUAAAAGAGGCCGAGGAGGAGACAGCCAACGAUGAUCCAGACUACCCUGUACUCUCUGGAGAAUUCUGUAGCGAUCUCCUAGACGACGUGUUCUACGGUGGCACGGAGGAAGGCGAGCAUCCUGAACCGGAGAUGGAAAUGCAAAAGGUUAGGACCGAAUCCACCAGGUCUUCAUCACGAAAGGCAAGCGGCAGUGUCCUAUUUGAGGAAGAAGACGACGUGCUGACACCUAUCUACCUUCCUGAGGGCCCACCGAAGAUCAUCGACCAGAUUCUGCUGGAGGAGCCCAAAGCCAUGGCGUUCCUCUACACAGACCUCUACGAAGAGGCCGUGGGAACCAGGACAAAGGACGACGACGCGCUCAGCCAGACCUCGGAGAAGUCCUUCCACAGCCAACAGUCAGACCGGGAGGACAAGGGAUACCUCGAAAAGUUUUUGCUCACCGUUGACGGCCCUCCAAUGCCUCAGGCUGAGGAGAAAUCUGACUCUGAGGCCAUCCCGAUCCCCAGUAGCGCUCCCAUGAAGGAGGACGGGAGGCUGUGGCCUGAAGAUGUGGUGGAGCUGGCGGAGCUCGGCCCACCACCUGAGGAGGAGGAGGAGGAGCACGCUACGGCUCACGCAGAAGAAGAGGAAGUGACAGACUUCUUCCGGGACAGCAACACAUCCUCCCCCUUUGAGAUGGUGGAGAAGGCAGAUGUAGAAGAACUAGAAGAGAGCAGCACGGUGGAAAACAACAGGGUGCGACAAGUCACAUUUAAAGAAGUUACGGCGGAAUCUGAACAGGCAGAAGAGGAAGCAUCAACACACGAUGAUGUCGAACAACAUCUCGAUGCAACUGUACUAGCAGAGCUUGAGGAACUCCAUGGUAAAGAAAAACCUGUUUCAGAUGAUAAAGUGCUUAGUAGUGGUAAUAAGGGAAUGGUAGGUCAGCAGAAUACAGCUGAAACACCAGUAGCAUCAUCUACUGAACCUAAAUCCACCGACAAUAAGCCUAUACGACCCUUUCUGGAACUAAGCACACUGGAACCUGUUGGGGCUGCAGAGGGCAUGAUGGCAGAGAGUAUGGUCGUCAUAGAGAAAGGGGAAGAGGAGGAAAAAGAGGAGGAGAAGGAAGGGGAGGAGGUGAAGGAAGGGGAGGAGAAGAAAGGGGAGGAGAAGAAAGAGGAGAAGAAAGGGGAGGAGGAGGUGAAGGAAGGGGAGGGGGUGAGGAAAGGGGAAGAGGAGGUGAAGACUGGAGACUUGCAGACAGAAAGCUGCAAAGAGGAAGGCAUUCUGCCAGUGGCUGAGGGGGAUGAGGAUGUGGUCCUACCCCCAGACAAUGUCACUGAUGUAGCCCCAGCCAAUGUGGCAGCAGACAUUGUCCAGGAUGUGCCUUCAGACAGUGUCCCUGUUCUACCCACAGCCAAUGAUGUACCCGACAAUCCCUCAGACAUUGUCCCCAAUGCAUCCCCUGACAAUGCCCCAGCAGUAUCACCUGAGAAUUGAAUGGUCUCUCUGUCUUGUAUCACUUUACUUAUUAAUUGCCUGCCACAUACGAUCUUGGGGGAGAUCGCCUUUUUUUAAAGAAAAAAAUAAGCAAUAGAAAUAUCAGAUUAGAUGAGGGUGUACCCCAAGACAAUGUCCCUGAUGCACCCCCUGACAGUGUUGCCGAUGUGGCCCCAGACCUUGUUGCCGAUGUGGCCCCAGACCUUGUUACCGAAGUGCCUUCAGGCAGUGUGCACCUCUCGUCAGCCUCACUGAUUUACCCCCAGACAGAAUCAUCGAUGUACCCUCAGCCAGGGUGCGAUUUGUAGGGUUUGGAUGGGGAGGAUUGUCCCCCCCUCUGGUUUUGAUACCUCCACUUUUCUUACAGGAUUUUAAUAUUUGCAGUAUUUAACUCCAUUGAUAAUGCUUAAAAUCUGAAACUUAUCCCCCCUUCUGGGUCUUCAACAAAUCGCACCCUGCCCUCAGCUAAUGUCACCGAUAACCCCUCAGACAUUGCCCCUAAUCAUUUUACUUCUUAUUUCAAUUAUUUUAGAUCCCAGUUUUGUUUCAUUCAAUAUACAGUAUACAUUCACAAUGCAUUGCUCUGCUUCUUUACAAGGCUCCAGACACAGGCCUACUGCUACUGUACAUAAAGUAUGCGUUAACACAUGUAGGCCUACUGGUGUACAUAUGUUAUGGUAUCCGUUAACACAGGCACGCGCACACACACACAGACACACACACGUCUCAUAUGUCUAUAUGUCUAGUAACAGGAGUAAGGAAAUGGGAGAGAGACAUGUCGAAUGCCAGAGGUGGAUUCCUAGUAGAGUGGAUUCCUGUAGUCUGCGAGUAUGGAGCUUGGUACUGAGAGGGACUUAUUGUGGGGGAAUAGGCCUACAAUAAGCAAAAUUACAAAAGUGCAAUAAUGGUGUCUUACAGUAACAUAGCCCUUGCAAUGCUGUUUGUCAAAGGUAAACCCUCUACAAUCUGUCCAUGACUGUAAUUUUAAAUCCAGACAAAACACUCCCCACGGCCACCAGGGGUCUCCAGCGCCCAGAUACCAUCUUCAAUAUUCAAACUGUACAGUAUACACACAUGCGGUAUUCAUUAAUUCAAACCUAGAUGUCUAUCAAGCAAUAAUAUGUUUGCAUAUUACAUUCCCUGGCAAUUAUGAAGUAAAUGACAUUCUGUAUUAUAGAUAUAUAUUUGUUCCUUUUCCCUCUGUUUAAGAUGUGGGAUUAUAGGCCUAUAUCUACUUCAUACAUCAAGAUAUCCACAUCUU
Molecule: messenger RNA, 3837 nt
Organism: Engraulis encrasicolus (European anchovy)
Lineage: Eukaryota; Metazoa; Chordata; Actinopteri; Clupeiformes; Engraulidae
Product: cardiomyopathy-associated protein 5
Exons: 2
Coding region: 138-2576 (812 amino acids)
Cellular component (GO): cytoplasm
Source: RefSeq, a predicted model, not a curated record